AAAAUGGAGAACAAAAGAAUGGCGAUGAUGAUAGUGGUGGUAACGAUGUUGGUGAUGGGGAACCUUCUGACUGACACAGAGGCUAUACCUUUUAAAGCUUGUUACACAGGUUGUAUUCUAAUGUGUGGUACAACUGAGCACGGGAUUAAAAAAGUAUUAUGUCCUGUAACGUGUAUCAAGACCUGUAUGGAUCCUCGUCCUGAGGAAAAUCUGAAAGAAACUGUUCCCACUGAUUAUUUUUGCACACUCGGAUGCGCUACCGAUCGUUGUAUUUCAUCCUCAAUCGAAGAUAAAGACAAAAAAGUGACGAUGUUGUUGAUGACAAUGAUGAUAGUGAUGGUAAUGGGAAACCUUAUGGUUCAGACAGAGGCUAAGUCUAACCAUUUUAAAGGUUGUUACUCAGAUUGUCUUGUCGUGUGUAGAUCACAUACGACAUUUCCAAAAUCUCUAUUAUGCCCAUUUACAUGUCUCAGGACUUGUCUUGUUCCUACUCUACCGACUCCUUCUCCUUCCUCGUCUCCUGAUACGGAUUUAACAAAUGAAAUCGACAAUACUCGUUACUUCUGCAAACUCGGUUGUGCUACUCAUCAUUGUGUUUCUCUCCAAAUUCUGAAUGUGGAGAAAGUUGCAAACUGUGUGGAUAUAUGCUCGGACAAGUGCCCUUAGGAGAAGAAAAGCGAUAUUGUUUUUAUUUCAGAAAAAUCGACAUCUUAUCGAAAAAAACAAACUAUAAUGAUUAAUCUGUAUUGAUGUGAUAUCCAAACCAAAUCAGUUG
Thlaspi arvense is the source of this 775-nucleotide messenger RNA. Lineage: Eukaryota; Viridiplantae; Streptophyta; Magnoliopsida; Brassicales; Brassicaceae. The record is from the annotation of a GenBank genome assembly.